Molecule: messenger RNA, 597 nt
Organism: Vigna unguiculata (cowpea)
Lineage: Eukaryota; Viridiplantae; Streptophyta; Magnoliopsida; Fabales; Fabaceae
Source: RefSeq, a predicted model, not a curated record
AUGGUUAGGACACGAGGAAAUAUAUCUAGACGUGGUUCAAAUGAUGCACCCGAGAGUUCGAGACAGGGUGGUGCACGAAAGAGACCGACAACAUCGGCUCGUAGAAGGGGUCAGCAUGAGGCUAAUGUUAUUCAUGAUGAUAUUGUUGAGAAUGAGGUUUCUGACGUUCCUCAGGAGGACGAGCAGGGGAUUGAUAACGAUGGUGGAGGAUUUCCUGGUGGUCCAUAUGAUACAUCUUUAUUGACCCGGUACCAAGAUCAUGUUGCACGCACGCAUGAUAUGGGAUGGUCAGCUUCUGGAUUAUCGCCUUUGUGCGACAUUUUAUAUGAAUAUAUCGAUCUUGGGUUAGUAUUGGGUUUCGUGGAGAGAUGGCAUCCCGAAACUAAUACUUUUCAUCUACCCAUUGGGGAGAUGACCAUCACUUUGGAUGACGUAUGGUCACUUCUCCAUCUUUCCAUUAGUGGAAACUUUUGCUCCACUGAAAAUCUAGAAUAUGAAGAUUCUGUUGAGAUUUUGACGACACUUCUUGGUGUUGACCGGGCCAUGGCUUGUGUGGAGCUGAAUCAAAGUCGGGGUGCACAGGUCCGACUUAGCUAG